AUGGUAUCAUUCCUCUUUGCGGCAAUCGGCGUUGCAGCACUUGUCGGUCUUUGUCAGGUUCUGUACAAUAUCUUUUUCCAUCCACUACGAAACUUCCCUGGUCCUUUUCUAGCGGGGGCAACCUCGGGAUGGAAGGCCUGGAAAGAGGUCGUUCUGAAGGAGACUUUGGCCCAGGAGCUCUUUGAUCUUCAUAAGAAAUACGGUGAUAUUGUUCGCGUCGCCCCAAACGAGCUUCACUUUGGAAAAGCAUCUGCAUUCCACGAUAUCUAUCACGGUAGCAAGAGAUGGGAUAAGGAUCCAGGCCUCUACAGUACGCCCGGCGUCAAGACCGGGUCGUUUGUGUUCCUCAAGUACGCCCAAGCAAAGGAACGAAGGGAGGUCCUUCUACCAAUGUUUUCCAAGAAAGCCAUCCAGGACCUCGAGCAUCUCGUCUGGCGAAAUGCCAACCGCCUAGCCUCCUCCAUAACCGCCACCGACGCGGCAAAGAGCUCCAUCGACCUUCUAUACGCGUUCCGCUCCUACACCCUCGACACCAUAAUGUGCUUCACGUUUGGCAACUGCGUCAAUGCCGUCGAUGCCCCCGGCUUCGCGGAUCCCUUGAUUCUCGCCAUGGACGCCAGCCUGCGCAUGCUGCCCAUCCUCAAAAACUUCCCCUUCGUCCGCAACCUCAUCUACGCCGUGCCGCCCGCGUUCGCCAUGAAAGUCAUCCCCAACGCCGCCCGCCUCGCCCCGCGCCUCUACCAGGUCCGCGACCUCAUCCAGAGCCAGCUUCACGCGGUGCUGCAGUGCCCCUCCAAGCUCGACGACGUACCGCACCAGACCAUCUUCCACCGCAUGCUCGACCCUAAGGCCUAUCGCAGCCGCGCCAUACCGGACAUGACGGCGCUGCAUGACGAGGGCUUCACCCUCAUCUUCGCGGGCGCCAACACUGUUGCAGACACGCUACUCAUGGGCCACUGGCACACCAUGCGCCGUCCGGAACUGCUCCGUCGGCUAAAGGACGAGCUCGCCACCGUCUGGCCCCACCCCGAGACGAGCCCGCCACCAGCGCUGCGCGACCUGGAGAGGCUCCCGCUGCUGACGUCGACAAUCAAGGAGGCGCUGCGCUUCAUUCCCUCGGGCGUAUCACUGACUCGGGUUGUGCCGCCGGCCGGAGCCGUCAUCGCGGGCAAAGAUAUCCCCGGUGGCACCGCCGUCGGCAUGGCAAUUCUCCACGUCCACAUGGCUGGUGAGGUCUGGGGUGACGACGUCCUGGAGUUCAAGCCGGAGCGGUGGCUUGACGGAGCGAAGCAGGAUCUGGACCAAUGGCUUGUUGCCUUCAGCAGAGGCCCGCGUAUGUGCUUCGGGAUCAACCUGGCCUGGGCAGAGCUGUACAUCGCCUUCGCGACGAUGAUUAGGCGUUUUGACCUGUCCAUCGAUGGGACAACGGCCGAGGACAUGGAGUGGCGCGAGUGUAUCGCAGCGUAUUACCCUCGGAGGCAUCUUCACGCAUGGUGCCCCCCAACUCAGUCGUGA
Molecule: messenger RNA, 1515 nt
Organism: Colletotrichum navitas
Lineage: Eukaryota; Fungi; Ascomycota; Sordariomycetes; Glomerellales; Glomerellaceae
Product: cytochrome P450
Exons: 4
Coding region: 1-1515 (504 amino acids)
Molecular function (GO): oxidoreductase activity, acting on paired donors, with incorporation or reduction of molecular oxygen; monooxygenase activity; heme binding
Source: RefSeq, a predicted model, not a curated record